Messenger RNA from Toxorhynchites rutilus septentrionalis, 1386 nucleotides. RefSeq lists its product as uncharacterized. NCBI's taxonomy places the organism in Eukaryota, Metazoa, Arthropoda, Insecta, Diptera, Culicidae. The record is from RefSeq and is a predicted model, not a curated record. Bases 1 to 1386 code for a protein of 461 amino acids. The transcript has a single exon.
AUGGCUGCUUGGUUGGUUGAAGAAUUGAAAAAAUAUCCCAUAACUCACGGUAAAAAUGUCAACAAUUCGUUUGAGUUGGUAGACCAUUUGAAAGGCUUCGAGGUUAGGCGAGGGGAAAUUCUGGUGUCGUUCGAUGUUACAGCUCUUUUUCCGAACGUGCCAGUAACAGAGGCGGUAAAUAGUUUGCGCAGACAUCUGGAACGGAAACGCGUACCACCCAAUCAGAUCGACGCAUAUCUUUUGGUAACGAAAACCUGUAUGAAUCAGAACUUCUUUUCGUUCAGGGGAAAGUUCUACAAGCAAACGUUCGGUCUCAGUAUGGGUAGCAAGCUAUCGCCACUCUUAACGGAGGUUUUCAUGAAAGAUUUUGAAACAGAGUUGGCGAAAGAAAAAUUCUUCCCUCGAAUGUGGAGACGCUAUGUAGAUGACAUCUUCGCAGUUGUGAAAGAACGUUACUUGAAGCAGACGUUGGAGUUGUUGAAUUCCCGACAUAGGACGAUUAAGUUUACCGUCGAAAAAGAAAAAGACGGUACACUUCCUUUUCUGGACCUGUACAUUACCCGGAAGGAAGAUAAUCGGCUAAAGUUUGGGAUAUACCGUAAACCAACGUCUACGGAUAGAUAUAUAACUUCCGACUCUAAUCACUUCGGCGCACAAAAACAAGCAGCCUUCCACUCCAUGGUGUAUCGUCUCCUCAACAUACCAAUGGAGAGAGAUGAUUACAUAGCGGAGAAAAAUAGAAUCUACUAUGCUGCAGAGCUGAAUGGGUACAAGAGAUGUUUUGUGGAGAAAAUCCUUCGGAAACACGAGAAGAAGAAAUGGAGAAAAAACAACACCACAUUAGAGCCUGAAAAGGAACAACACAAAAGGAUCAGCCUACCGUACUAUCCCAAAAUAACCAACACAGUCCAGUCUACACUCCGGAAACACGGAUUUCAUGUGGUGUACAAAAGUGAGAGCACCCUGAAAGACCUUUUGUGCAACCUGAAAGAUAGAAUUCCACCGGAUGAAAAAUCAGGGAUCUAUCAGAUUCCCUGCAAAGACUGUACUAGUGUAUACAUCGGUCAAACUCGUCGGAAAUUCAAAAUCCGCCUACGUGAACAUAAGAAUGCGGUGGAUAAUGAACGAGCCAACGAAUCAAGUGUGGCAGCACAUGCUUUAACUCAAGCCCACUGCGUAGACUGGGAGAAGGCAAAAAUUAUUAGGAAUGUACGAAAAGCCUCACAGUUGAAUGCAUGGGAAUCAAUGUACAUCUCAACCAGCGAUUCCCCACUUAUGAAUGAAGAAGAUGCACCAAUAUCAUCUCAACUCUUCCAUCUGACGAAGCUGAUAACUCAGCAAAAUAUAUCUUCGACAAGUACUGAUAACCGUAUGAAUAUGUGUUAG